Messenger RNA from Gadus morhua (Atlantic cod), 941 nucleotides. It is a transcript of the gene igf2b, whose product is annotated as insulin-like growth factor 2b. The transcript is spliced from 4 exons. Gene Ontology annotation, biological process: regulation of muscle cell differentiation; positive regulation of transcription by RNA polymerase II; positive regulation of MAPK cascade. The coding region runs from base 220 to 867 and encodes 215 amino acids. Lineage: Eukaryota; Metazoa; Chordata; Actinopteri; Gadiformes; Gadidae. The record is from RefSeq and is a predicted model, not a curated record. Gene Ontology annotation, molecular function: growth factor activity; protein serine/threonine kinase activator activity; hormone activity. Gene Ontology annotation, cellular component: extracellular region.
CUGUAGAGGAGGGGCCAAGGAGAGGGAGGUCCGGAGAGGCGUGUUUUCUAUAUAACAGUUGUCCCUCAGAACUUUUGCCUGUCGCCUUGUCUUCGGGACAGCAUCUCACACACCACCUCUGUAGACUCACACACUGGGGGAACUUAUUCACCUGCAAAAAAACCAACAUUUUCCUCAAGCCAAAAAACGCGCAACGUCUACUCGUUCCUUCCCUCUGACAUGGAGACCCAGCAAAGAAACGGACCUCUCUCAGUGUGCCACACCUGCCGAAGAACCGAGAGGAGCAUAAUGACGGUGAAGAAGAUGUUCUCGUCCAGCAGCGCGUUGGUCUUCGCCCUGGCCAUGACGCUGUACAUCUUCCAAGGGGCCUCGGCAGAAACUCUGUGCGGAGGAGAGCUGGUGGACGCUCUGCAGUUCGUCUGCGAAGACCGAGGAUUCUAUUUCAGUCGGCCAACGAGCCGGACCAGCAGCCGGCGCACCCAGAACCGAGGCAUCGUGGAGGAGUGCUGCUUCCGGAGCUGCGACCUCAACUUGCUGGAGCAGUACUGCGCAAAGCCAGCCAAGUCGGAGCGGGACGUCUCCGCCAGCGCCCUACAGGGCAUCCCCAUGAUGCCCCCACUGAAGCAGGAAGUGCAGAAGAAGCAACACGUGAACAACAAGCUGUCCUCCUACGCCGUGUGGGACAGGAAGGCGGCCCAGCGGCUCAGGAGGGGUAUCCCCGCCAUCUUGAAGGCCAGGAAGUUCCGGCGGCAGGCGGAGAAGGCGAGGGCCAAGGCCCAGGAGCAGACCCACCGACCGCUCAUCAGCCUCCCCAGCAAGCUGCCCCCCGUCCUGCUCUCAACGGACAACUACGUCAGCCACAAAUGAGCCGCCGCCCGCCCAGAGUAUGCACAGACAAGAGUUUGGAUGAGGAAGAGAAAAGAACAACACAAGACGAGGGG